Molecule: messenger RNA, 1767 nt
Organism: Aspergillus piperis CBS 112811
Lineage: Eukaryota; Fungi; Ascomycota; Eurotiomycetes; Eurotiales; Aspergillaceae
Exons: 1
Coding region: 375-1274 (299 amino acids)
Source: RefSeq, a predicted model, not a curated record
CGCAAUGACUCGAGGAUACCCUCACUAUUGACUCUAGCUUUCAGGGGCUUACCCCUUCAGUUCGCUUGAUAGAUGCAUUUCGGGCCUAACCAACACUAGUUGCCCAUAGAGGCUAGAUUAUAACUCUGAAGGAAAUUCGGAGCACAUGUGUACAUGCAUUCAAUCCCAGAGAAGCUCUCGUGGGAAAUGAUACUCUUUCCAAACCCUUUGUAACCCAAAACCGCCUCCUAUAUCACUAAGCCUGUCUUGUCGACAUUCAGCCAUUUCAGACGUCAAAGAUCAGUCAGUCUCAUAUGUUAAAGACGCUGUAACAUCACCUUCGGAGUACAAUAUUCAUCUUUCACUGUUUUAUCUACGAGUAAUCUCACGCCGACAUGGAUAACCUUCCUGGUGAUGUCUUGCGGUGGUUUGGUGAGGAGCAUGACCUUGAUCUUGCCCUCGAAAAGGAUCCCACCAACUACGUCAACUCACCAAUGAAGAUGCCACACCAAAAACUGAAGAGACCCUGCAUCAGAAGGACAUUGUCUUUGACUUCUGCCACCCUUAUUCGACAACCAUCGUUUGCUGCUUCGCACAAGAACCACCGACAUUCCAGCCAGUCUCCCGUCACGUCGUCCUUCUUAACCAACCUUCUUACUCGAGAAUCUAAAUCUCGUCCGCUAUCGAGCCAAGCGCAAGGCGAUCAUAGUCUCCAAUCAUCCUUUUGCAGCAUUGAUCCGGGUGCUCAGCAUUACCAGGAUCCAGAAGCGCGCCUCAAACUACGACUCUACCUAGCAUCCCCGCAUAAUUUCGACGAAGCCAUCGAGUUCGGCUUUCCGGCCCCAGCGGAUGAGGACACGACAUCAGGGCUGCCCGGUGUACCAAAGCAGAGCCCAAAGCCCCAGAGUAGUAGGCGAAAGAUAUACCCAGCUGUGGCUAAGAAUGCAGACCUUUUCACAGAGGCCAAUGUUACUAUAUCAGACGCCGUACAGCCGCCCCGGCUCUUGGAGCAUCCCAUCUCAGACAAGCAUAUCUCACCGAGUAAAACGCAACAAUCUUGUUCAGGCGAUAAGGGCAUUGGCAAGCGGCUUGAUCCAAACAAUCGCGAAAUGACACUGAAGAUGACGUUGACACGACCAGAUCUUCGAACAAGCUCCUGGGAGGCCGUUUCACCGGUUACUCCGGUGUCUACCGAGUCAUCUUCAGCAGAAGGAGACCCACAAACUCGCAAUGCUGAUGAGAAUAUACGACACAAAAUGAAAAAUGUGUGGUGCAAGCUUAGGGUAUGGAAAUAGGGCUGGAUUUGCAGAUGAAAUGUAUGUUAUGAAUGAGUAUGUCAUAUCGUUACCUUUUUAAUGGCUCAUCUAUUGUAGUCUUCUUUUACUGUGCUUUAUGAUAUGUCAUGUUCUAUCCAGUUUGCUUGGUGAGCUACUGCUGCCUCCUUUCGAGAGGACCAUUGGCAUUGGAGUAUGGCUAUCCUCUCAUUUAUAUAGAUUCAAGGCUGCUGUGGCCCUUCCCUGGGUUACAAUGAUGCAAGGUACUGCUCGCCUAUACCAACAAGCAUAGUAUAAGAUACUAUUACUGUUGUGCCUCGCCGCCAAUCGCUUCUCCACAUUGGUUCAAGUAUUUCGUAUCUAUGCUCGUUAUGCUCGUUAAUGUACGAGCUUAGCCUCCUUGUACCAGUAAUCCCACAUCCCCGCUUGUACGAGAUGCGCGCGAUCUAACUUGCACCCUAACUAGUAUUGGUGACAGGCCAGUAACAACCUAAAUUAUACGCCAAGACAGUGG